AUGGAGGCACAAGGACAUGCUCUCCCAGGAUCUGCUGGAAGUUCUUUGCGGCCGUUCGUCCCUGUAGCCAACUUUUAUUGCAUGGAGCAUCUUCAAUCAGGGCCUCCCCGUAAUAAACUAUGCUUGGACUGCGCUGCAUUUGCUCUCCAUGCCAUAGAAGGCUGGACCAUGGCUGAGGCAAUAAUCAAGGUACGGUACAUUGCCGUCCAGCCGCCCAUGGCUGUGGGAGCCUCGGAGCCCAUGUUCAAGGGCCCGAGCUUUGGGUUGACCGAUCAGCCCCUCCCAGAAAUGCCUUUCUGGUACAAUGGACUGCCUUCCCCGGCUCUCAGUGAUCCCCGGAUCUCUCCUCAAAUGGAAGUCUAUGGAAGAGAGCCUGUGUCUGAGACUCCGUCUCCACGUACUGGGAGUGAGUCUUUGCUUGAGACUCCGUCUCCAAACACUGCCAGCUCAGAUGUCCCAGAGCUUAAAAGAUGCUCGUCCUGUCGCAAGUGGUUAUCAAAGCGACAUUACCUCCUCGUGGGAGGGAAAUUCGCUGCCACGUGCGAGCAUUGCCGCGCAACCAAGCGGCCGUACCAUGUAAGUUUCGCCACCCUUCACCUCACCAACACAGCAGCUGACAACAAGCAGAAGAAGAAGGGUGGCUCUACUGGCCUUCACCGGAACACGCAGCUGUGCACGGCGUGUCAAGAAGAACGUCCCAUCGAGGACUUUGACACGAAGGCCCUUCACCGGCGUAAAUGCCAUCGUUGCCGUGAGGAGGGUCGUCCCGUGGCUCCUGCUCAGGACACAAGCCCACGCCGCCCAAGCAAGGUCUCGCAGAUGCCGCAGGAACCGGGCAAGACCCGAUGCUCCGGGUGUGGUAAGGCUCAGGAGAACAGGUUGUUCUUCAAUUAUAAGUACAACCCUCCCCACAAGCGUAGCACGUGCUCGCCUUGCCGUCAGCGGAAGCAGGAGACAGACCGGAGGAAGAGGGAGAGGCGUGAGGCAGAGGAGUAG
Clonostachys rhizophaga is the source of this 996-nucleotide messenger RNA. NCBI's taxonomy places the organism in Eukaryota, Fungi, Ascomycota, Sordariomycetes, Hypocreales, Bionectriaceae. The record is from the annotation of a GenBank genome assembly.